Molecule: messenger RNA, 1782 nt
Organism: Brenthis ino (lesser marbled fritillary)
Lineage: Eukaryota; Metazoa; Arthropoda; Insecta; Lepidoptera; Nymphalidae
Source: the annotation of a GenBank genome assembly
AUGAAGUGCCACUAUGAAGUUUUGUCCAUAGCAAGAGAAGCUAGCGCAUCGGACAUAAAAAAAGCCUACCGACGACUCGCAUUGCAGUGGCAUCCGGAUAAAAAUUUAGAUAAUUUGCAAGAGGCAAAAGAACAAUUCCAAUUAGUGCAAAAUGCUUACGAAGUACUCUCUGAUCCUCAAGAGAGAGCAUGGUAUGAUAACCACCGAGAACAGUUAUUGCGUGGUGCUGGCAGUUCCUAUAAUGAUGAUAGUCUUGAUGUUUACCCUUACUUUAGUCCGUCCUGUUAUAAAGGCUUUGGUGAUGAUCCCCAAGGCUUCUAUGGAGUUUACUCAGAGGUAUUUUCCAAAUUAGCAUCUGAAGAAACAGAUUUUUUUGAUGACCCAGAAGAAGUUGCAAAAAUCCCCAAAUUUGGAAAUCCAUCUACUCCUUAUGAAGAUGUACAUGAAUUUUAUGCUUAUUGGAUGUCCUUUUCCACUAAUAAAAGUUAUGUGUGGUUAGAUCAAUAUGAAAUAUCACAAGGUGAUAAUCGGAGAGUUAUUAAAUUAAUGGAGAAAGAAAACAAUAAAAUAAGACAAAAAGCCCGUAAAGAGAGAAAUGAAGAGAUUAGAAGACUAGUCAGCUUUGUUCGUAGGAAGGACAAGCGUGUUAUUGAACAUACUAAACAAUUGCAAGAAAAAGCUGAAGAAAAUAAAAAGAAGGCAGAACAAGUUAGACGAGAGAGAAUAAUUCAAAGACAGAAAGAAAUUGAGGAGGCCAAGAAAAAGGAAGGAGAGUCAUCCUUCCUUCAAAGUGAAGAAUAUCAAAAGAAGCUCAGUGAGAUAGAAUCGUUACUUGCUGAGGAGUUUGGUCUUUCUUCUGAUGAUGAUACAAUUAGUGAAGGUGGCAUGGAGAGUAGUAAUGAGGAAAGUUCAAAGACUGAAGAGGUAAGUGAGGCAUCUCGAGCAGCUAAGUCUUCAGCUAAAAAAUCUACACUCAAAAACUUGUACUGCUCAGCUUGCAGUAAGCUCUUCAAAAAUAUUAAUUCAUUUGAAAAUCAUGAAAAUAGUAGGAAACAUAAAGAAAAUGUUGCUAAUAUGAAUUUAGAUGAUGACAUUGAUAUUUCUGAUGAAGAACAAAAACCUGAUAAAAAUAUAGAAGAAAAAGUAAAUGGACUAACUGAAGAAGAAGAUUGCAUUGGAAAUUCAACUUCUGAUAUUGAGGAUAAUGACAUACGAGAGACAUUGAGUGAUGAUUCUGAUAAAAUACAGGCUUUACCUAAAAGUCAUAAGAAAAAGAAAAACAAGAAAAAGUCAUUUAUACCUAUGCCUGAAAGUGAGGGUAAUGAUAGCCAUGAUGAAAUGAGUUUUAAUGAAAUUGAGGGUCCAUCUCGAAGCAGAAAAGCCAAAAAAUUCAAUAUGCUUAAAAGUCAAAUUCAAGCCAAGAAAGAAGCAAAUCUCAAAAAAGGCUCACAGUCUCAGACUUCAACAGAAAAUUUAUAUGAAGUGUCAAGUACAACACCUACAGAUGAUGCCUUAGGUGAUUCUGCACUGCCGAGAGAAAGACCAGCUCUACCAAAGACUCAAAGGAAUAUAAAAGCUAAAAAAUUAGUUGAAAGAAAGCCAGUUAGAACAAAAGCAAGUGAAACUGAAGAUUCUAGUAGUGCACUGAAUCUUAGAUGUGUUAUUUGUCAAGCUGACUUCAAUUCAAAGAAUAAAUUGUUUGAUCACUUGAAAAAAACAGGGCAUUCCGUACCGCUUCCUCACACUAGCUUCACACAAAAGAAAGGCAAGAAAGGCAAUAGG